Rotaria sp. Silwood1 is the source of this 936-nucleotide messenger RNA. NCBI's taxonomy places the organism in Eukaryota, Metazoa, Rotifera, Eurotatoria, Philodinida, Philodinidae. The record is from the annotation of a GenBank genome assembly.
AUGAUAAGUAAUUCAUCAAAUGAAGUGAAAACAUCUUCAUCUUCUAAAAGUAUCUUAUCGGCUGCAUAUUCCCGUUUAAUUCGUGCUAUUCGAGAAUUAAAUUUAUUUUCUGAUAAUCCAUUUUGGUCACCAGUAUUAAAUUUUGAUGAACAAGUUCUUAGUACUCGACUUUUUCUUAUACUUAUUUCAAUAUCUCUAUUAGGUGUUAUUGGUUAUGCUAGUUUAACUGUUCGAACACAUGAUGUCACUCUAAAUAAGUUUUCUAUAUCGGAUUUUGAACGACUCGAAGCACGUUAUUCAAGUACAAUUAACGUUCCAUGUACUGAAGUAUCAAUACCUUUUAAUAAAUUUUUGGAUUUAUCUCCUCAAUUUCAUCAAGUAUGUUUAAGUCCAUUUGUUCGAAAAAAAUGGAUUUCAUCUUUAUUUCUUGUCAAUGCAACAUCUCAUAAUAUUUUGGAUUUUCGUACAUUUGCUUUUUCUCAUUAUCGUUCUCUUCGUUUACUUUGUCAUUUAGCACGUCAAGCUGUUAAGGAUACUCAUCGUACAUUUAAUUCUACUCAUUUAGUUAAUCGUAAUACUUUUUCACGAGCUCUAUUUAAUGAAGUAGCUUCUGUUCUUUCUAAUUAUCUUCAACAAAAUGUUUUGACUAAUGAAAAACGAACCGCAAGUGUAUUAUCAAUGAUUAUAGCACAGAAUCGAUUGUUUUCAGCUUUACGUACAAACUAUUAUAUUAAAUCUGUACCUGGUUCAAAAAGAUAUGUAACAUAUCAUGGAGUUUAUUUGGAAGUAAAUGGAACAAAUGAAUCAACUUGUGAUUGUUUAUUAAAAGGAAAUCAAUGUAUAUAUCCAGCUGGUGCUUUUUAUAAUUGGACUUUACCAGAAUUGGGAGAAGCAGCUAAAAAUGAUCCACCACCUCUAUUUCAAGUAAGCAAUUAA